Pseudopipra pipra is the source of this 1389-nucleotide messenger RNA. It is a transcript of the gene AP4S1, whose product is annotated as adaptor related protein complex 4 subunit sigma 1. The coding region runs from base 336 to 782 and encodes 148 amino acids. Gene Ontology annotation, biological process: vesicle-mediated transport; protein transport. The record is from RefSeq and is a predicted model, not a curated record. Gene Ontology annotation, cellular component: intracellular membrane-bounded organelle. The transcript has 7 exons. NCBI's taxonomy places the organism in Eukaryota, Metazoa, Chordata, Aves, Passeriformes, Pipridae.
GCCGCCAGCCGCCAUUACAGCCCCGCGGCCCUCCCUCCUCCCACCGGCCGGGCGGGGAGCGAGCGGCGCCUGCCGGGAAACGCGGCCCGGCCCCGCCACCGCCUCCCGCGGCCGGGGCGCCUGCGCGGAGGGAGAGACCAACUUGUGCUGAUUCAGAAGCCCUGGGUGCAGUGGACAAGGUGUGUGCACCACUGCAGCAGCACUGACCAGCAUCCAUGACUCUUCUGUUGGAGUGACUCAACAAAAGUGCAUUCCUGAAGAGACUGGCGGAGAAAUACUUUUCUUGAUUCCUGCACUCAAUAUUCAAAUCUACCACUGAAAUCAACAAAAAAGAAAUGAUAAAAUUUUUUCUUAUGGUUAACAAGCAAGGUCAAACAAGACUGUCUAGGUAUUAUGAGCAUGUAGAAAUUAAUAAACGGACAAUGCUGGAAGCCGAAGUGAUCAAAAACUGUCUCUCCCGUUCAAAGGAUCAGUGCUCUUUCAUUGAGUAUAAGGACUUUAAGCUGGUGUACCGACAGUAUGCAGCCCUUUUCGUAGUUGUUGGCAUCGACCAGACAGAGAAUGAGAUGGCAAUAUAUGAACUAAUUCAUAAUUUUGUGGAAGUUUUGGACAAAUACUUCAGCAGAGUGAGUGAAUUAGAUGUAUCCUUUUCAAUCAUGUUCAAUUUGGACAGAGUGCACAUAAUUUUGGAUGAAAUGGUGCUAAAUGGUUGCAUUGUGGAAACAAACCGGAACAGAAUUCUUGCCCCUCUGUUUGUGCUUGACAAAGUGGCAGAAAGCUAGGAAGAUGCAAGAUAGGAAGAUGCAAGACUGACUAAAGCAUUCUACAAAAGAUGGCGAAAACAUCAAGAAUGUACUGACAGCAGCUUUCUGAUGUUGCAAGACUGACUCAUGCAAUACUCAAAUUAGUUGGAAAAUAUUUUCCAUUUCUCCUAUAAUCUGUGUACCUAAUGGGAAAGAUGCAGCUAAACAUGUAGAUGCAUUUGGAUGUAGCUCUACUGACCCAGCAGAAAUCUUUCUAGAAUGGUCAACAGUUUUAAAAAGGACUGCAGAUGAAGAAAUGGAAACUUACCAACCAGGUAUAACAUGGUAUUACAUAGCAUUGUGCCAGACCUAGAAGACAGAAAAUAUAGAAAUAUAAAUUCUGAGUUUCAGUCCUUCCCUUAAGUAUCAACUCUAAUUUAUUUUCAGUUCUGUAACUUUUAUGACCACUUUUAAAGUAGAUUCAUCCUUUGUCAAAAAGCUGGUUAACUUCCCUUUGCCAUACAAGUCAUGGAUACAAAAGAAAAGUACAGAUGUAUUUAGUAUUUCUGCAUACCGUGUAAGUUGUAACUAGAAGUAUUUAGCACUUAAAUAUUAUAACAUUAAUAAAAGAUAAUUCAAAUAAGAA